Pungitius pungitius (ninespine stickleback) is the source of this 2802-nucleotide messenger RNA. Its product is annotated as UDP-glucuronosyltransferase 2A2-like. The transcript is spliced from 2 exons. Gene Ontology annotation, molecular function: UDP-glycosyltransferase activity. The coding region runs from base 440 to 2020 and encodes 526 amino acids. The record is from RefSeq and is a predicted model, not a curated record. Lineage: Eukaryota; Metazoa; Chordata; Actinopteri; Perciformes; Gasterosteidae.
CAAGCAGGAGCAUUGUCUUAUUUUGUAGAAAGAUGUGUGUUCUCUCUUUUAUACAGAGGACAUUUAUUACAGGUAGACUUGGCUUAAUGUGUGUCGGAGCUAUUGACGUGUCUGAAGCACUCUGUGAGGCUGAAGAAUUUACUCUGGUUCUUAUUAGCACCAUGUGUAGAAGCUUGUUUGACCUUUGUCCCACUACAUUGAAGAAGGGCGGUUCCAACCCUUUCAAAGCUCUACACCAAAAGCUGUGAAACCUGAGCAUGGGAACAUCUUGUAGAUCCAGAAGGGCUUUUGUAAACAUGUUGGAAAUAAGUGGCCGGAAUUCUCUGAGAGGCUUGUGUAAUCAGCAAAUCUGGACGUUAUAUAAGUCUCACGAGCAGAAAAGCCUCGUAGUGAUGUGCAUCGCCACUGUUUUGACUGCUGAAAAGAAUCUUUUUCAGGGAUGUACCGACCGGCCUUGUUGGCACUUGCCGUGCUGCUCUGCUCCUCACUCCCGGUGAACGGAGGGAGAAUCUUAGUGUUCCCUGUGGACGGAAGCCACUGGAUCAACAUGAAAGUCCUCGUCGAGGAGCUCCAUGCCAGAGGCCACGAGAUCACAGUGAUGAGGUCGUCAGACAGCUGGUACAUCAAGCCCGAGUCCCCCCACUACCAGUCCAUCACGGUGAACUCCUCUGCCGGGUUCGACGAGGAAGGCUUCGGGUCAUUUGUAGACACAAUGAUGAACAUGCGGCGGAACGGCGCUUCGCUCUGGGCUCGUAUUUCUCUGGAGUUUGAACUGGUGGAGAAGUUCUAUCAGAUGAAUAAAGAGUUGAUUCAGAUGGUGGGGACAAUGUUUGAGAACACCAAACUGAUGCAAAGCCUCAUCGAUGCCAAAUACGACUUGUUCCUGACGGACCCUGCCAUCGGUGCAGGGGUGCUUCUGGGUCACCGCUUGGGUCUUCCUCUCGUCUUUAAUGUGAGGUGGACUGUUCAGGGGGAGGGGCACCGUGCCAUCGCUCCUUCCCCGCUGUCAUACGUCCCAAUUCCAGGCGCAGAGCUGAGCGACAAGAUGACGUUUCCCCAAAGGGUCAAGAACCUACUUUACCUUUUCUUCACCUAUUUCCAGACAUGGUAUGUCACGGAUUCAAACUACAAGCCGUUUGUCCGCCGUUACUUCGGAAACGAUGUACAUUACAUGGAGCUGUUUCAGGCGGCGGACAUCUGGCUGAUGCGCAACGAUUUCACCUUUGAGUUCCCGCGACCCACAAUGCCCAACGUUGUCUACAUGUCAGGAUUCCAGUGCAAGCCCUCCAAGCCGCUGCCCAAAGAACUAGAGGACUUUGUGCAGAGCUCCGGUGAGCACGGCGUCAUCGUUAUGACAUUGGGUACCCUGGUGGCAAAACUUCCCGAAGACGUCACAGAGGAAAUCGCCGCCGCUUUCGCCCAACUUCCUCAGAAGGUGAUCUGGAGACACAAAGGCAAAAGACCCUCCACCAUCGGCAACAACACCUUACUGCUGGACUGGCUGCCUCAGAACGACCUCCUGGGCCACCCAAAGACCAGAGUGUUCGUGGCCCACGGAGGUACCAACGGCAUCCAGGAGGCCAUCUACCACGGGGUGCCCCUGGUCGGCCUGCCCCUCAUGUUCGACCAGCCGGACAACUUCUUCAGGAUGAAGACGAGAGGUGUGGCCAAAGUCCUGGACAUCGCGACCGUGAACAAGGAAAACUUCCUGGAGGCUCUGAAGGACGUACUCUACGAUCCGACCUACAUGGAGAAGAUGAAGGUGCUGUCCAGCCUGCACCGAGACCAGCCCAUGAAACCGCUGGACCGGGCCAUGUUCUGGAUCGAGUUUGUCAUGAGGCACAAGGGGGCAGCACACCUGAGGACGGACUCCUACAAGAUGUCCACCAUCCAGUACCACUCGAUUGACGUGGUGGCGUUUCUGCUGGCAGUUAUUUUGCUUGUAUUUUCCGUUUUCGUUUGUGCAGUUAGGUUUUUGUGGCGAAGAGUUUUCUCCGGAAGUAAAGUCAAAAAGGAAUGAGCCGCUAGAUAGUUAUCCGGAUUGUUGUGUUCUAAACAGUCUUACAUCGGUAAUUUAACACGCCUCAGUGUGUCGUUAAAAGAAAUCGCAAACCUUAUAUUACCCAACUGUUUCAGCUAAUCACGUCCGGUUAACGUUGUUUUUCCUUGUUCAAUUUGUCGGCUAGCAGAAUACCUGAAACCUCAAAUUAAUUUUAUAAAAACAGUGGCACAUGUAUCUUGUUCUACAAAUGUAUGUUUUUAAAAUAAUUAUUUCAUGCUGUAAAUAAAAAGUACCAAAAUUAUUUGUUGAAAAGUUAGUUGAUGUAUUGGUUGGUUGAAUUGCUUCACAAAACAUUGGUUAUUUUUUGAGUAAUUUUACAAAUAUUCAAGGAUUUUUUGCAUGUAUUGUCAUAUGACACCAAUCUGCACAUCUGCAGCUUUUAACAUGUUAUUGUGUUGAGAUUUAAUACUCAUAAAUUCCCAUAUUUCUUUAUUUAAGAGCCGACGGAGUAGAGACAUGAAGGUUGGAGACAGAGGAGGACAUCAAACAUCAAAAGUCCCUGACUGAACUGUAUAUGCUGCGGUCAUGUGAUAGCUGCUUCUUAUUUUUCAUAAAAAGCGUCCCAUAUGAUGCAACUAUAUAAUCUUUGGUUUGGGAAAAGAUAUCAAGUAUUUCCUUCAUAGCCGAACCAUACCAGUUUACUUUCCCCUGCAGCCCUCUGUAACCCCCACCAUCUACAACAACUUGGCCUCCAACAGAACUUCCUAGUGGACUCAAUGCCAACAAUUUAAAUGUAAUAA